Messenger RNA from Eimeria acervulina, 1404 nucleotides. RefSeq lists its product as hypothetical. The coding region runs from base 1 to 1404 and encodes 467 amino acids. The transcript is spliced from 3 exons. NCBI's taxonomy places the organism in Eukaryota, Apicomplexa, Conoidasida, Eucoccidiorida, Eimeriidae. The record is from RefSeq and is a predicted model, not a curated record.
AUGAAAAAAUCAGAAGAAGACGCAUUUUCUGCUGCUUCCACACCGGGAGCCAGCACCAGCAGCAGCAGCAGCAGCAGCAGCAGCAGCAGCAGCAACAGCAACAACACCAGCAUUAACACCAGCACCAGCAACACCAGCAGCAACACCAGCAGCAACAGCAGCACCAGCAACACCAGCAACACCAGCAACACCAGCAACACCAGCAACAGCAGCACCAGCAGCAGCAGCAACAGCAGCAGCAGCAGCAGCAGCAGCAGCAAGGAUGGAUGUUGCACGUUGCUGCUGCUGCGUACUCCUCGCAAUUUGUUGUCUAUGAGGGCUCAGUGGUCUUCGCUUACUUCUCAUAUAUCUGCUGCAUGCGUUAAACGCGUUGAACCCAUUGGAAGCUGUUUAGAAGCACAAGGUAUGCCGCUUACUGAAGAAGAGCAAAAAAUGCUGCAGCAGCAUCAGCAGCAGCAACAGCAGCAGCUGCAACAGCUGCAGCACCAGCAGCAGCAACGCUUGAAACUACGCAAAGGAAGAGGGGCAGUGGAAGCAGAUAAACAAGUAUUAAACUUUAAGAAGACAGACGAAGAAGAAACAGAAGAAGAAGAAGAAACAGAUUGUAAAGAAAAACAUCAAAGGGCAAAGACAGCAUUUGGAGAAGAAGCUGAAGAAAGGCAUGAAAAAGAGAGAGAAGUAAGAGAAGCAGCAGAAGCAGCAUCGUGCAAAAUGUUUUACUGCGAUCUUAAACCCGCAAAAACAGAUGCUGUACGUGCAGCAAGAGCAGCAGCAGCAGCAACACGUCGUAGUGGCGACUUGUAUGAAAAUUUUCUCAAUACAUUCUGCGUGCAAGUUGAACAGGCCCCCGACGAAUUUGCUGAAGGUCCGCUGCAAGAAGGCAAUUUCUUGAUGAGUUGUGCUGCAGCACUGUUAGAAACGUGUUACUCUGUGGAUAGAGCAGCAGCAAGACAGGCGCUAAAGCAGCAGCAGCAGCAACAAACAGCAGAAGCAACAGCAGCAGCAGCGAGAGGAGAGGUGGUAGCAGCAGGAAGACAGCGGAGUAAGAACGCUGCUGAUAAAUACGAGAUAAAGAAAAAAGAAAAAACAGAAAUAGACAAUCAAACAGAAGACAUGCAACAAGAUACUGCUGCAGAAGCAGAAGCAGCAGCAGCAGCACAAGCAGCAGCAGCAGCACAAGCAGCAGCAGCAGAAGCUGAGGUUGAAGAGGCAGUUGAGGCGCGAAUGCAGGCAUUAGAGCCCAAGUACAAAGCAGUAGAAGCUGCAGCCAGUCGUCUGCGCGACUUAGUUGCCGUUUUAUUUAAACUUCAAACAAAUGAAGGAAACCUAGAAGAACUUCUCUUAGCUCUGAGCGGGCCCGAUGCCCCUCUUGUUGUGGAGAUAGAAGACAGUGCGAUGAUUUAA